AUGAAGAUCGACGAAGUGCCCUCGCUCGCGCGGAAGUCUCGCGUCGCCGCGCACACGCACAUCAAGGUGCGCGCGAACGGAUUGGGAUUGAAGGAGGAUGGUGACGCGGCGGAGACCGCGGCGGGAUGGAUCGGUCAGGAACUCGCGCGAGAGGCGUGCGGCUUGGUCGUGGACAUGAUCCGGGAGAAGAAAAUGGCGGGACGGGCGCUCUUGAUGGCGGGCGCGCCGGGGACUGGGAAGACGGCGCUCGCGCUCGGGAUCGCGCAGGAGCUCGGAGCGCGCGUGCCGUUUUGCCCCAUGGUCGGGAGCGAGGUGUACAGCUCGGAGAUCAAGAAGACGGAGGUGUUGAUGGAGAAUUUCAGACGCGCCAUUGGUUUGCGCAUCAAAGAGGUCAAGGAGGUGUAUGAGGGCGAGGUGGUGGAGAUGACGCCGGAAGAGACGGAGAGCACGAGUGGAGGGUACGGGAAGGUGAUCUCGCACGUCAUCGUCGGGCUGAAAUCGGUCAAGGGCACGAAACAGUUGAAGCUCGAUCCCGCUAUUUACGAGGCGCUGCAGCAAGAAAAGGUGCAACUCGGAGACGUAAUUUACAUCGAGGCGAACAGCGGAAGCGUCAAGCGCGUCGGGAGAUGCGAUGCGUACGCCACUGAAUUUGAUUUGGAGGCGGAAGAGUACACGCCACUCCCUAAGGGCGACGUUCACAAGAGGAAAGAAAUUGUUCAAGACGUGACGCUGCACGACUUGGACGCCGCGAACGCCAAACCCAUCGGCGGUCACGACAUCGUCGCCGUCAUGAACCAGCUUAGCAAAGGGAAAAAGACGGAGAUCACAGAGAAACUCCGGCAUGAGAUCAAUAAAGUCGUGAACGGAUACAUCGAUCAAGGUAUUGCUGAAUUGAUUCCGGGCGUCCUCUUCGUCGACGAAGUGCACAUGCUGGACAUCGAGUGUUUCACGUACCUCAACAAGGCUCUCGAAUCGUCACUAUCCCCAAUUGUCAUCUUCGCCACAAAUCGAGGAAUUUGUACCGUCAAGGGCACCGACAUCCAGGCUCCGCACGGUAUUCCGACCGAUCUCCUGGAUCGCCUGAUGAUUGUUCGAACGAUGACGUACACCGUUGAAGAGAUGGUUCGAAUUCUCGCCGUGCGCGCUCAAGUGGAAGGGCUCGAAAUCGACGAGGAGUCGCUGGCGCACUUGGCCGAUGUUGGUGAUAAGACAUCGCUACGACACGCCAUGCAACUCUUAUCUCCCGCGUUCGUCAUCGCCAAGACUAACGGGCGAGAGAAGGUUGCGCUCGCGGAUCUGCAAGAGUGUGAGGAUCUCUUCAUCGACGCGAAGGCGAGUGCCAAGUUGCUUAGUGAACAAGCGGAUAAGUAUCUUGCAUAA
Messenger RNA from Ostreococcus tauri, 1380 nucleotides. Its product is annotated as P-loop containing nucleoside triphosphate hydrolase. The record is from RefSeq and is a predicted model, not a curated record. Gene Ontology annotation, molecular function: ATP binding; DNA helicase activity; ATP hydrolysis activity. Gene Ontology annotation, cellular component: Swr1 complex; Ino80 complex; NuA4 histone acetyltransferase complex. Gene Ontology annotation, biological process: chromatin remodeling; box C/D snoRNP assembly; regulation of transcription by RNA polymerase II. NCBI's taxonomy places the organism in Eukaryota, Viridiplantae, Chlorophyta, Mamiellophyceae, Mamiellales, Bathycoccaceae. The transcript has 2 exons. The coding region runs from base 1 to 1380 and encodes 459 amino acids.